Phycodurus eques (leafy seadragon) is the source of this 3141-nucleotide messenger RNA. RefSeq names its product KN motif and ankyrin repeat domains 1b (gene kank1b). Gene Ontology annotation, biological process: negative regulation of actin filament polymerization. The record is from RefSeq and is a predicted model, not a curated record. Gene Ontology annotation, molecular function: protein binding. The transcript has 10 exons. Bases 1 to 3141 code for a protein of 1046 amino acids. Lineage: Eukaryota; Metazoa; Chordata; Actinopteri; Syngnathiformes; Syngnathidae. Gene Ontology annotation, cellular component: cytoplasm; cytoskeleton.
AUGACAGGUGUUCUUAACUACCUGGUGACUGACUACGGUCGUCAACUGGAUUUCUCCAAGAGUCUCCAAAACACUGUCAACAUUAAGCGACUAAGCCUCAAGAGGAGGCCUCGAGCGGCCGACGGCAAUGCGGAAAAAACGCAAAGCGGCAUUUCGUCGGGCCAGUGGCAUUCUGCGGAGUCCCUGUCGUCCUCCACCAAUGAUGACACAAGACUCCUGGGUCGACCUCCACUUCCUCCACCGCAUGGAUCCACGGCCGAUAAACAUUCUUCCAGAAAUGACGGACCGGAUCGCAGUGGUGAAUUAAAGUCUUCGCCGGCUGCGAGAGCUCCUUCUUUGCAAAAACAAAACCCCUUGUUGGAGCAGACCAUUGCCGAGCAACACCUACAUUUGGAGCAGGAGUCAACAGGCCACUCUCUUGGUAUCCGCCGCCGACUGGCCAGCUUCGGUGGCGUGAGCUCCCCUGGCUCUCUCUCUCGCUUCACCGGUUUGGGUGCUUACGACGACAACAACAAUGGUGGCAAGGUUCCUGGCAUCAGCAGCGAUACGGAUGGACGCCUUGGCUCCUCCCUGGGAGGCAGAGGCAGCACAGGCUGCCUCCGGUCGAGCCCUCAGGGAUCCGGAAGAAGCACGCCGGUUUCCAGUCUCGGCCCCACGCAACUGCUGAAUGUCCGUGAUCAAAUGGUAGUGGCUCUGGAGAAGCUGAGGGAGCUGGAGGAGCAGGUGAAGAUCAUCCCCUUGCUCAAGGUGAAAAUCUCAGUCCUUCAGGAGGAAAAGAGGCAACUGGCCUCUCAACACAAGAUCCAGUAUAAGGAGGGGAGUACCGAGGAAGAACUCCAAGUCAAAGAAAAGAGGGACGGCUAUGACUUCGACGACAGAGAUGAGGAGAUGUUGGCACUGGAAAGAGCCAUCAAGACUGGACAUUAUCCAACAUGGCAAGGAAGAAGCCGUUGCCGUGGGAAUGACAAGACACUUGACGAAGAAGCCAUGAAUGAACACAGUCAUACAUCCAUUGCACCACAAGUUCAACUUGGACGCAGCGUGGAAUUAGAAGCAGAGAUUCAAAUCCAACAACAAGUUAUCGCUGCCCUAACGCAGAAAACCGUUCACUUGGAAGCCCAGUUGAAAGAAUCCUCUCUCCAGGCUGAGAUGAGCCGUCUGAAGCUGGAGCUUCAAGCUGCGGAAGCUAGAAACCGAGUGGACAAAGCCUCCUCCGCCAGGCCGUCCACUGCCAGCUGCAGCACCGAGGCGAGGCCCGACACCAAAAGCCAAGGGGUCGGCAGCCACACUGAGCUCAAAGAUGCCAGCACGGGGGAUGCUAUACAGGUGAAGAGCGUGGCUGUAUCGUGUUGUGGCCCCGAGUUGAAGAAUGUCUGCACUGGCCCAGAUCUCGCAAUGAGCCGCUGGGAGGUUAGAGAGCGAGCGGAAACCAGAGAGAAGGGCGUGGGGGUCCACGUUUCGACUAACUCCCAAGGAGUCGGAGUGGAAGUGAAGCUAAGCGAUGCAGAAAGCAACACGCAGGUACCGUGGCGGAAUUUGGCGCGUAAAGAAGUCAAGUCAGUCGCAUGCGGCGACUGUUCUGUGGACGUAAUCAUCCGCCAGGCAAAGGCCACGGUUUCUCGGGGCGUGGCAACAGAUCCGGUCAAAGGGUUAGCUCUUGGACUCGUGGCGUCGCCUCAGACAACGUCCCAGCGUACCAACACUGCAUUCAGCUCCGUGUCUCGUUUCACAAACACAAGACAAGCCAUCAGCAUGGACUCCGGCGCAAACACCGUCCUCAGAAGCCAAAACAAGCACACCAACACUACCAAGGCCGCUGCGACCAGGACAGCAUCAGUAUGCAACAGGGUCAAAGACGUCAAGUGCAUCCUGAAGACACGCACAGUUGGUGUGGGAACCAGCCCCCUGGAAGAAAAUGUCCCUCAACCAAAUACCAGAGACUUCGGUGUUGGAUUCACAAGCAUUCAUGAGAACUUCCUGGUCGGCCUCAAAACCCAAAACAUGGCCUCCGGACCAUCCCAUCUACCUGACCCAGUGAAGACGAGGAGCAUUGGCGUCGGGGAAGGGAGGAUACGGGAUCUGUCGGGUUCGAACGGUGCAGCCGUCGACAGAGAAAUUCAACUGCCUGCUGACUCCUGCAAGUCCUGCCGGCAGGGUGGCUGCGACUCUGAGGUGAAAAGAAUGAUCCAGCUUUUAGAACGACAGACAUCGUCCGCCGUGAGAGCUUUGGAGGAAGUGGCCGCCUCAGAGACACUCGCAAUGUUUGGAAUGUUAUCUGGUUUUGGAAGUCGUUUUGCCGCGCAGCAAUUUGUGGUCGAGGGCCUAAAACUGAACGUCUCGUUCGGGAGCGAGGAGCGGUGCAAGUUCAGCGAGAAGAUGAUGUCGGCUUGCCAGGCCUUGAAGACGCACCUGAGUGACGGCAAGCGCUUACCAAGCAGGGAGCUGCGCGACUGCUUGCAGACGGUCCAGCAGGAGUGGUUCUCCGUGUCCAGCCCCAAGUCGGCCUCGGUCGAGUCCGUGGAGGACUACUUGUCCGGCUUCCGCGUCAUCUCGCCCUCGCUGCUGCGACACGUCGCCAACAUGGCCGACGGCAACGGCAACACGGCGCUGCACUACAGCGUGUCGCACUCCAACUUCGGCGUGGUCCGGAAGCUGCUGGACGCCGAUGUGUGCGACGCCAACAAGCAAAACAAAGCCGGGUACACGCCCAUCAUGCUGGCCGCGCUCGCCGCCGUGGACCGGGCGGAGGACAUGAGCGUGGUGGAGCAGCUCUUCGAUAGAGGCCACGUCAACGCCAAAGCCGGCCAGGCCGGUCAGACGGCGCUGAUGCUGGCCGUGAGCCACGGCCGCGUGGAGAUGGCGCGGGCGCUGCUGGCCCGCGGCGCCGUGGUCAACGCGCAGGACGACGAGGGCUCCACGGCGCUGAUGUGCGCCAGCGAGCACGGCCACGCCGCCAUGGUGAAGCUGCUGCUGGACCGGCCCGACUGCGACGCCGCGCUGACGGACAGCGAUGACAGCACGGCCUUGUCUAUUGCCUUGGAGGCGGGACAUAAUGACAUCGCCGUGCUUCUCUACGCCCACGCCAACUUCUCCAAAGGACACUCUGAGCCCGCUAAAAAGCCUGGUGUACGCAUACGAUAA